This is a messenger RNA of Archocentrus centrarchus (flier cichlid), 1533 nucleotides long. RefSeq lists its product as uncharacterized. The record is from RefSeq and is a predicted model, not a curated record. Lineage: Eukaryota; Metazoa; Chordata; Actinopteri; Cichliformes; Cichlidae. The transcript is spliced from 3 exons. The coding region runs from base 220 to 1197 and encodes 325 amino acids. Gene Ontology annotation, molecular function: catalytic activity.
UGCUGUCACGUUAGUGGAAGUAUGAGACUUUGGGUGAAAAUGUACGAGGACUAGUCGUUGUUGUUGUUGUUUUUUUGUAAAACUUGGUUUUAAAUGUUCCAGUUUUGUAUCACUGAUGUGGCUAAGUGCAGCCGCUGCAUUCAUCGCUGUUUGUGCUUAUUACAUGAAUUAUAACAAGCAGCUCAGAGAAGCAGACGAAGACAGGUCGGUGUUUUCCGCAUGUCCCUGUUUACUACAACUUUAUUCACGAGGCUUAUUAUUAGAAGGAUGUCAUCAGCUUUCCAUCGUCAUGUCAUCUGGGAGUCGGAUGGGCUGGUAGCCUACCUUCACCCUCGCCCCUGGACCCCGGGCUCUGUCAUCCUGGAGAGUGGCACACCUGGCAGACCAGGAGGCAGCAUUUUCCACCUGGGGGAGCCAGAGUACUUAUCCUGGCUGCUGGGGGCGAGAGCUGUGGCAGAGCUGCUGUGUGACAGGCUGGGAGUUCAGAGGUGUGCACUGGUCAGCAGACCCCACAGAGACAGACCUGCUCAGAUCCGUAUCCUCCCACUACAUGGGCUGGAUGCAGAAUGGCGCCCUCACCUGGCUGGGGAAGAAGAGCACAAUGCCCAUGACCCAGGAUACUGCACUUCCAGGACUGCCCCUCGAUGGAGUGACUCCAGCCUGACUGAAAUCCAGACCAGGAUUCGAGCCAAACUGCCACUCCCUGAUGCCCCUCCUGAUCUGACUUUCCUUGGAGACGAUCCAGCUCACCCUUGCCUGUUCUCACGAAUUGUUCGUGGAGAGGAGCAGCAGUGGCGCGUGUGGGAGGACAAAGGUCAUGUGGCUUUUCUCACGCCAUUCCCCAACUCUCCUGGGUUUACUGUGUUGGUCCCACGCCGACCUUUGACCUCUGAUAUAUUCAAACUAGAAAGAGGAGAUUACGAGGAACUGGUGCUGGCUGCCAAGAAGGCAUCGCAACUCCUGGAGAAUGGAUUGGAUGCCUGGGGGGUGGGGCUUAUUUUUGAGGGUUUUGAGAUUGAUUACGCUCACGCGAAGUUGAUACCGCUGUUCCUGCCGCCAUUGUCAGGGGCUGAGGACACUAAACCACCGCCCCUCCAGUUUUACCCCACUUACCCUGGAUAUGUGACAUCAGAAGAUGGACCUGAAGCCAGCUCAGAAAGUCUGAAGAUGAUGCAUGCUAAAAUCACUCAAAUUUAAUGCUGUUGCAUAUGGUUUGAUUUCAACUGUAUGCUGUUUUUACCAAAUACCCAGCCUUCUCUUUGGAUAAUCAUGACUGAAUAGGUACCAGCUGUUUAUAAAUGUUCUUCCAAGUGACUCUCUUGCAUAUUUUUUUUUUACAAAACAAACUUUAGAUUCAGAUCAAAUAUCUAAAUAAAAUUUGUUUGCCUGUGCCAUUUAAAAACACUCUACAAUACUCAUUUAUAGAUUUAUUUUGAAACCUAAACUGAUCAGCUUAUUCAAGAUAAAUGAUAUUUAUCUUAAAUAAGUAGUUUAAAGUCCACAUUUUUUAUUAAAACAUGAAAUGAAGUGCCA